Prunus avium (sweet cherry) is the source of this 4195-nucleotide messenger RNA. RefSeq names its product Regulator of Vps4 activity in the MVB pathway protein. The record is from RefSeq and is a predicted model, not a curated record. Lineage: Eukaryota; Viridiplantae; Streptophyta; Magnoliopsida; Rosales; Rosaceae. Gene Ontology annotation, biological process: protein transport.
GAUUAAGGAGAAGGGGAAAGUCUUCGUUUUCCUUUUCCACGAAAUUUCAAUACCGUGUGCCUUUCUUUGUAAGAUCCUUCUUUUGCUUUUACUAAAUUCUACAAUCAGAAACUUCCAUUGUUAUAUUAUCACACGCUUCACCCGAAUCAAUAGCCCGUCUGGGUUUCUUGGGCGCCGAGGAAAAUUAAUCAGAAGAUCAUAUAACUUCGAAAGUUCAAAGCUUUGGUUUUGAAGAAUCUCAAUUCUGAAUUCACCAUGCUUCACAGGAGCUUCAAGCCAGCCAAAUGCAAAACGUCGUUAAAGCUUGCGGUUUCUCGGAUAAAGCUAUUGAAGAACAAGAAAGAUGCACAAGUGAAGCAGAUAAAGAGGGAAUUAGCCCAAUUACUUGAGACUGGUCAGGAACGGACUGCUAGAAUUCGGGUUGAACAUGUCCUCAGGGAAGAGAAGACGAAGGCAGCAUAUGAACUUAUUGAGAUAUAUUGCGAACUUAUUGCAGCGCGCUUGCCUAUGAUUGAGUCACAAAAAAACUGCCCCAUUGAUCUGAAGGAAGCAAUUACUAGUGUAGUAUUUGCAUCUCCAAGAUGUGCAGACAUACCAGAACUCAUGGAUGUUCGCAAGCAUUUCACUGCUAAAUAUGGAAAGGAGUUUAUCUCUGGAGCUGUUGAAUUGCGCCCGGAUUGUGGCGUAAAUCGCAUGUUAGUGGAGAAAUUAUCUGCCAAAUCACCUGACGGCCCUACGAAGAUGAAAAUCUUGGCUGCAAUUGCAGAGGAACAUAACGUCAAAUGGGAUCCUGAAUCAUUUGAAGAGAAAGAGUCCAAGCCUCCGGAGGACCUGCUGAAUGGACCAAAUACUUUUGGCUCGGCCAGUAAAAUUCAUGUGGAACCUCCGCGUGGUCCACCUCCACCUAAUCAUGAUGUCAAGGAACCUUCUAAUGUUCAGGUUCCGCCUCAAAGUUAUGAGAAUCAUGAUGUAUCCAUGAACUUUAAUCAGCAGAGUGCAAGAUCUUCACCUCGCUUCCAGGAUUCUGCUUCUUCAAAUGUUUCUUCCAACAAAGCAACCACAUCUGACACAUUUCAUCCAGAAGUGAGAUCUUCAGGAAAUAGAACUGAUGGGACGGAAAAUAGGCAUUCAUUUCAUAGGGACGGAAAUGCUUCUUCAACGGGUAGGCAGAAUUGGAACAUGAACUUUAAGGAUGCUGCCUCUGCAGCGCAGGCAGCUGCUGAAUCAGCAGAAAUGGCAAGCAUGGCUGCCAGAGCAGCUGCAGAACUUUCAAGGCAACAUUCUUCAGAAUCACGGGAUAAAUUUAGCCAGUCAGCUUCUUUAACAUCUAGUAGAACUUCCAUUAACAAUGAUCCUUCACUGAAUAGUCACCAAAUGCAAGAUCAAUAUCCUCAAAGGAAGUCAUCUGAACCUGAGAAACGUGACUCUAUAGGUGAAGUGAGUACAAAGAGACAGUCCAGCAACACUGAUGUGUAUGCUAGUGAGAUGCAAACAGCAAAGAAACCUGAUAAUAUUUCUUAUUUUGGCGAUAUGAGAUCUGAAGAGAAAUCUAGUAGGCCUGCCUCCCAAUCUAAUUCAAGUUUUGGUAGUGAUGAUCAGGAGGAUGUUUUGAGAGGGAAUGAUCAUAUUUCUUAUUCAGGAGAUACGAGGACUGGAGAACAAUCUGCCAGGUCUCAUUCAAGAAAUUCAAGUAAUGAUCACGUAAAUGUUUCCACUGGCCUGGGUGAGGAUUCUUUUGUUAGUGAUGCUAACAUCUUUCAGAGCACAAAGCAAAUGAAUUCUUAUGGAAAUGCUGCUUUGGUUUUUGAUGACUCUGGUUCAGAUGAUGAUAAAUAUAAAUUUGAAGUGGAGGACUUCAAGGGCCAAGAAUCUAGUUUUUAUUUUCCUUCUCCCAAUAGAAACUCAUCUUCUUCUUCAGCUCAUUUAAAUGAUUGGAGCUCUAAACAUCAGACUGAUGAAGUACAAUUUAAGUCCACUUCACAAUUAAGUUCUUCAUCGAUGCAGCACUCCCCUCCUGUUUUUUUGGAAAACUUGACAGGUUCUGUGGCUUCUUCACAACCAAAUGACUUGUUGCCUGUUGCUUUUGAUGCUUCAGAUGGCCCAAGUUCAGACAGUGAAGAGGAGUUAGACAAGUCUAAGCUUUCCCAGAGCACAGUUUCUAAAUUUUCUUCUGGACAGAGCCAUAGUGCAAGACAUAGGUCAUUUGGAUCUUCAUCUUCAGAGGAGUUAAAUUUGGGUUCUAAUCAAAAGUCAUGGUUACUGCCUUCAUCUCUUAAUUUGAACUCCAUUGAUGUACAGUCUGAGAGAAGCCAAGGAGUUGAAAAUAGCACUGCCUCGGAGGAAAAGUUUGAUUAUGAUGAAUUGCCUACUGGUCAGCCAUCUCGAGGGCUAAUGAAAUCUGGAUUAGACUCAAAUGUUAAGGAAGAUUUUCAAACACUACAGUUGCCUCAAACUGUGAAAGAUAGUGAGGUUUCAGAGGGGUGUAGUUGUGUAAGCGACACUGACAAUGAGUUGAACUAUGGGACUUUGACAGGUGGCCUGCGGAAUAAGGGGUAUAAGCAUCCACCGUAUACCAGGAAACCAUCGGGAAACUCUUUGUUUGUCGAACAAGUCACUAAGGAUACUAAGGUUGAGCAACCUUCCCAUUCUCCGAAAGUCAGGACUUCCAUUGUUUCUGGUACUUCUAGUCAAGAGCCAAAUAAUCUGCAAGGGAGCACUAAACUGAUUAAAGAACGAAGCAGAAGAACCCAAGUCUCAUAUAUUGCUCCCGAUGAUGAUUCUUCAGAGGAUGAACUGUCACAUGGAAUUGUUAGCAGUAGUAAAGACCCAUUCAAUAAAAAAUUGGGAUCUGAAGUAAAGGCAAUCUCAAAAUCCACGUUUGGUUUCUUUGAUUCAGAGGAUAGCGAAGGUGAGGAAGAUCUUCUCACAAAGAUUUCCACUAGCAAUGCUCGUCCAAGUGCUAAACUAUCUAGAAGGACACAGCCCUCUUCUUCAAAUUCUGUUAGAAGUUCUAGCUCAAAGACAACAGUUGUUUCUGACGUGUCAAGGAGUCGGGAGUGGAACAGACCCGCAGAACAAGCAGCUCCUGAACCAAUACCAGAAUCCCAGAGGUCCUCGCCUGUAGAGACUUCAAAGUCAUACAGAAACCCCUCUUCAAGGAGUUCCUAUGCCACUGAAACUGUACCAAAGCCCUUGUCCCAGACCAAGAGCUCAGAACGCCCAGGUAGUCAGGAGUGGCAUAGACCAGCAGAAGAAGUAGCUCCGAAACCAAUUCCAGAAUCCAAGAGGUCCUCACCCUUAGAGACUUCAAAUUCAUAUGGAAACCCCUCUUCACGAAGUUCCUAUGCCACUGAAACUGUACCAAAGCCCUUGUCCCAGACCAAGAGCUCAGAACGCCCAGGAAGUCAGGAGUGGCAUAGACCAGCAGAGGAAGCAGCUCCUAAACCAAUUCCAGAUUCCAAGAGGUCCUCUCCUGUAGAGACUUCAAAGUCAUAUGGAAACCCCUCUUCGAGGAGUUCCUAUGCCACUGAAACUCUACCAAAGCCAUCAUCCCAAACCAAGAGCUCAGAACGCCCAGGAAGUCAGGAGUGGCAUAGACCAGCAGAAGAAGCAGCUCCUAAACCAAUUGCAGAAUCCAAGAGGUCCUCACCCAUAGAGACUUCAAAGUCAUACGGAAACCCCUCCUAUGCCACUGAAACUCUACAAAGGCCCUUGUCCCAGACGAAGAGUUCAAUGCGCCCAGGAAGUCAGGAGCAACAUAGACCAGCAGAACAAGCAGCUUCUAAACCAAUACCAGAAUCCAAGAGGUCCUCUACGCAUGUAGAGACUUCAAAGUCAUUUCCAAGGGAGCAAUCAUCCAGUCUUUCUCCAAAGAUUGCAACAGCACGGAGCACUGAAACUCCAAAAUCAUCAGGUUCUACAGUGGAGAGUGCACCAAAGGAGAAAGCUUCUCAUGUCCACCCAAAGCUUCCCGACUCCGAUGACAUAAUUGCCAAGUUUAUGGCCCUCCGGCGGAAUCGACAAUAGAUAUAGUUAUUUGCACAUAGUAAUAUAGGAUACAUUUUGAUGUGAUUAUCACAAAAGGUUUGCUAUUCUUUGACAUACUUGAAUUUUUGAUGAUCGUCAAGUAAGGGUUGAUGGUUAUAUGUAACUUUCGUGUCAAAAUUGAGUCGUUUAUUUUUUAUUUUUUCAUUUU